Messenger RNA from Cyanidioschyzon merolae strain 10D, 1812 nucleotides. RefSeq lists its product as hypothetical. Gene Ontology annotation, molecular function: alpha-1,2-mannosyltransferase activity. The record is from RefSeq and is a predicted model, not a curated record. The coding region runs from base 1 to 1812 and encodes 603 amino acids. The transcript has a single exon. Gene Ontology annotation, biological process: mannan biosynthetic process. Gene Ontology annotation, cellular component: Golgi apparatus. Lineage: Eukaryota; Rhodophyta; Bangiophyceae; Cyanidiales; Cyanidiaceae.
AUGGCACCGAGACUUGCCUCCAGGUUCCGUGGAAUACGGAACAAGUGGGGUACGCUGUUGCAGGACACGGCGCCGGGCACGAAGAGGAUCCUUGGCGUGCUAUGUGGUCUGCUCCUGUUUGGGCUCUUGUUUCACUUGACCCUGUCUCGGUCGCAGCAGCGUUUCAAAAGCUACGCGAAUUCGCCGGAGCAUCCCACGGGAGUCGGCUCGGCGCCACUGGAACCGCACGGUGCCCAGCCCGAGGGCGACUCGGAGGAUGCGUCGAAAGUUGUGCCCAGCGGCCUGUCGGGCUGGGAGCUUGCGCCCGAGCCCUGGACGACUGAGGAGUUGACAGAGCUCGCCAAGGUUUGGAUCGGUAUUGAAAAUGCGCUCUGUUCCGCGCACGAGGUUUACGUGAAACACGCAGAAGGCCAGGGCGACGACGAUGAGCAACGCAUACGGGGGCAUGCACAUGCCUGGAGGGCAUUCAUGGCCGCCAUACCGUCACCGCCGCCUCAGCCAGCACGAGCACAGCGCCGCGGACUCGGCAAGGAUACUGCUACAAGGGCCGUGGUGAUACCAGCUGGAGGGCCCGGACUCAUGCAACUAGGACUCGUGGCUUUGCAGGCCCUGCGAGAUCGUGCUGGAUGCCGGCUGCCGGUUGAGAUCUUCUACCAGGAUGCCGGCGAAGCGCCUACACCUGGUCUGGAAGCAUGGGUCCGAAAGACGUUCGCGCCCGUUGUCUUCCGAAAUAUUCAGCAGGUUGCCCAACGGGCUUAUGAGCUGCGCGCGAACGGCUCCGCUACGACCCGAAACUGGUAUGCGUCAUGUCCGCAACAGCUGCACAUUGAGGGAUACGGACUCAAGGUAUUUGCGAUGGUGCUGAGCAUGUACGAUGAAAUCCUUGUUCUCGACAGUGACAAUAUCCCAUUGCUGGACCCGACCGGUCUGUUUGGCGUUGGAAAAUUUGGACUUGGCGAUAUCGGUGGAUUUUUCUGGACCGAUUAUUUUGGCCUCUUUGAACCGUCAGAUUAUCGCCGUCUGGUUCCGUACCGAACGAUGCUGAAAGCCCUGGGGCCGCCACCAUGCUCCCAGUACGAAGGCACCGUAGAGUACACGGAGCCUGGAAGCGAGCAGCAGGCCUGUGGCAUCCGUAUAGAGGACAGGCGCGGUUCCGAAUCGGGUCAGAUUCUGCUCCGUCGGCGUGAUAUCGACCGCAAACGAAGCUUUUGGCGCCCUUUGAUGCUUGCCGUGUACAUGUACCACCAUCGAGACUUUUUCUAUCGGCACUUGUACGGCGACAAGGACUCGUACCGUCUAGCUGCGCUCGCGCUGCAUGAGCCAUCCGAAAUUACACCGAUAGCUCUGGGAUCAGUGGGCUUCUACGACGAUCACGGAUUGUUUCAGGGUCAUGGCAUGUUGCAAUUCUGGCCGUUUCCGGAGGAACUGGUCAGGACACCCGCGCUCGCCACGAAUGGAUCGGCACGGAAACAUGUCCUUGCACGGCUCGAGAAAAUGGGACGUUCUGUCAUGUUCUUGCACCGCAAUCAGCGGAAGAUCCCGCAGGAAGGAACUCGACUUCUUAUGAAGCAGCACUUCAACUUGAAGGUGUCAUGCUGGAGUAACACCACAGGGGAAGAGGCUAAAACGCCGCCCCGCUACAUCAUGACACCGGAGGAGGGCCUCACCCGUCUCACAGAGCCGAAGAUCGUGUGUGUGAACACCACGGAUCUCGUCGGGUUCGAUGUGGACGCAGCGAUCCUUAAUUACAUCGAAAACCUGUGGGAUCGUCGCGAGUGGCGUCAUUACCUCUACAGUCGAAAUAUUUAUUGA